Messenger RNA from Pseudo-nitzschia multistriata, 1779 nucleotides. NCBI's taxonomy places the organism in Eukaryota, Bacillariophyta, Bacillariophyceae, Bacillariales, Bacillariaceae. The record is from the annotation of a GenBank genome assembly.
CACGUACGAAUUAMAGUACUUGGUACUGUAUGAACCGUACAGCACGGCACUAGCAAAAAAAUUAAAUGGGGAAUGAAUGAAUUACAGUAUCGAUUCUUGUGAAUUUGGGGGUCAAAUCAGAAACAACGUUGACUUUUGAAUAUGCAAAUCUUUUUUUUCUUGCWCCGAAGAAGAAAUAUCUGGAAGGACAAUGACGACGACAGAGCUUGACGAUCGUCGACAUUGAAUGCAAGCACCACAGACGAGCAAAACUACGCGGGGAAAUUCGAAUAGAAAGCCAUUUUCGAGGAUGGAAAACAAACCAAGUAUACAUCGGUCACAGCCCUCGUYACUGAUGAGAAUAUUUACCUCCACUCUCUCGAUGGCGGUUUCAAYUAUUUGCUUGUUGUUCUUGGCAAGCGGGCCCGCUCCUGCCAACUCGCUGCUACCGCAAGUACGCAUCGCACGGAACAGUGACGCUUUCAGAGGAAUCGCUCUCUGCCCGACUUCUCCUUCGCGAAUUGGCUCUGCACCCAGCUCUAGCGCCCUUAAAGGUUCACUGACCCCUUUGCCAAGAGAUAUCUCUCCCUUUGACAAGUCGGCGUCRAAGGGACGCGAUGUUCAGGGGGAACUGCGAAAAUUAGCAACGGUAGCACUAGAACGGGCCCUCUCGUCGAAAGAUGGCCCACCGACACGGUUAGAACUUGAAUUUCCGCCAUUGAUUGGUGGCGAUCAAUCCAAAACCCAAUUUGAUGACUUUGACAGUGAGUGUUUGCAGUGCUUGUAAUUUUUGUUUUUAAUUACGAAUCGACAACUUCGCCCCGUAAAAUUUCAGGGUCCUUCCAAAAGACUAACAUAAACUACGACGGAUAUUGUUCGCGUUGUUUUUUKGGGCUUUGACRACACCAAUCCGUACCGACCUGACCUUGCUUCGCAGACGUCCAAGAACUCAACCAGAACCAAGCCUGGUGCGUCCAGUGGCUGCCCACGCUUGCACAAUCCCUUAACCAAAAAUCGGCCGACGACAAACGGGUUUGGUUUGUUCUGCCGGAUACCAAGGAAGUGGAAUUGUGCAAAGAGGAGUGGGCCGGAGAACGCUACCGYCAAUCCGCGGUCUUUAGCUGCAUCGAAGCGGUGGCGCAGCACUAUGCAACCAGCAAUGGGGGCGAUGAAAACGAGGCAGGCUAUAGCAAGCCCUGGGGCGCCACCUUUGCCAGUGCCGUCAAUCGUCUCGUGAAGGGGGGAGACGAUGAGGAGGGCAGCGGAACGGGAUUGCUGGGCGACGAACGGGCUCUUGAUUCUCUCUCAGACGCUGGUUCGCCGUCCCUGCAUCUUGUGUGCCAACCCGGAAACGGAGGACCCGUAGAGGACUGGAUCAAUGUGAAGAAAUUCCACGACAAUGCUGCGAAACUGAGUUCCGGCGUCGGUCCGACGACGAUCGUGGUGAACGGGGCCCUCGACAAGGUCCGCGAYGGAUACUAUGCCCCGUUCAUCUUCCCAGCCCUAGCGAAGACAUUCGACUUUUAUAAAAGCUUCCAGCCCAUCCUCUUCCUGAAACCCGUUUCCGACAAGGGGCUCUAUGGGUGGCUAUUUAAAGUUUACGGUGAACCUUGGCAAGUCUUUCUGCAAAAGCCGAGGACUGUCACAAAAGCCUCUGGUACAACUAUCGAGGUGGAAGACAUCCAGGCGCUGGUAUCUGACACGCGGCCGACCUACCAGGAAUGCAUUCAAGCCCUACUGGCUUGCAACGUGGAAGCGAACUAGAAACAAGCUAACUACUWAUACGAAUAUCAUUUAACU